Molecule: messenger RNA, 1185 nt
Organism: Besnoitia besnoiti
Lineage: Eukaryota; Apicomplexa; Conoidasida; Eucoccidiorida; Sarcocystidae
Exons: 6
Coding region: 1-1185 (394 amino acids)
Source: RefSeq, a predicted model, not a curated record
AUGGGCGCGGCCUCGUCUCCGUCGGCGUCGCCCUCUGGGGGUCGCGCCUCUUGUGUCUCCUUGUCUCCUGAGGACUCUGCAUGUCCAUCCCGCCCUCGAUAUGCUCGGAAAUCGUCCCGCUGUGGUGCAUCCGGAACGCUACCUACUGCGGCUGCGGCAGCUCUCUCUUCACCUUCUGCCGGCGUCUCUUCGCGGACUGUUGUCGCGUCUUCUCAGGCUGCGCGACAGCCUUCUGCGUCACCCGCUUCCGUGACGUCUUCCAAUUCUUCCUCUUCGCCGUUUCCCUGUUCUUCCUUGUUUUCCUCUCAGUCGCAUUUUCCUCGCUCGUCUUCCUCCUUUUUAACUUUCUUGUCUCCACCCUGUGCCGUUUCUGUCGGCUGCCCGCGAGGGGCUUCUUCUUUCUCAGUUCCGUUGCCGAUUUCUUUCCUUCUGCCUUCUUGUCGUCCUGCGUUGUCGCCUUCGCAUGCUCCGUCCCAUCAGCCUUUUCACUCUUCCCUCUCCUGCGCGACCCGUCCGUCUCAUCUCUCUUCGCGGCCUCUCUGCUCCCUCUCCAGCGUGGGGCCUUCCCUGCGUCGUCGUUCCUCUUGCUCUCGACACGCGAGGCUUUUCCGCAUGCGCCCUCGCCUCUUUUCUUUCGCGGGCCUCGCACUGUCUCUCUUUGGGUUUCUGCUCGUGUGCGCCACUUCGGCGAGUGCGGACGUCGAGCAGACAAGGCAGAAUUCCGCCUUGAGUGAGGAAGCCAACAUCUGCCGCUGCCUCUGCGACCGCGCCUCUGGGGCCGAGCUCCAGGUUCUCGUGCCAGCCUCCGCGGGCUGCGGCGAGUGCACCCGGCGGCUGUGCGUGGAGACCUUCGCCGCGCUUCUUGGCCCCCCCGAGGGAGGCGAAGACGCAGCCGUUCCAGUGGACGCCGUGUCUGUGCACUGCAUUGACAGACGAGCCCCGUGGAUCCGGUGGAUCGUUCUAUCGUUUUUGGUUGUCACCGGCGCUCUGCUUCUCUUCGCGGCUGUUCAACGAGUUGCGCCGUUCAUGCUGGGAAGAGGAGGCGGGAUUUUCGGGGCGUCUCCGGUUCUGCUUCGGUCGCGGAUUGCGCGCCUGUCUCCUCCUCGACUCAACGGGGAAGCUGGUCACAGCCCCUCUUCGAAUGGCGCGGGUCACCUGCGUUCAAGUUGGACGAGGUCAGGAUAA